Mus pahari (shrew mouse) is the source of this 529-nucleotide messenger RNA. It is a transcript of the gene Ucn, whose product is annotated as urocortin. Gene Ontology annotation, cellular component: extracellular region. Gene Ontology annotation, molecular function: hormone activity. Gene Ontology annotation, biological process: negative regulation of feeding behavior. The record is from RefSeq and is a predicted model, not a curated record. The coding region runs from base 8 to 376 and encodes 122 amino acids. The transcript has a single exon. NCBI's taxonomy places the organism in Eukaryota, Metazoa, Chordata, Mammalia, Rodentia, Muridae.
CGGCACCAUGAGACAGAGGGGACGCGCUACGCUCCUGGUGGCGUUGCUGCUCUUGGCACAGCUGCGCCCGGAGAGCAGCCAGUGGAGCCCAGCGGCUGCGGCGGCGACUGAGGUCCAGGAUCCGAAUCUGCGAUGGAACCCUGGAGUGCGGAAUCAGGGCGGCAGCGUCCGCGCGCUCCUCUUGCUGUUAGCGGAGCGCUUCCCGCGCCGCGCAGGAUUUAAGCCUGCGGGCGAGCGGCAGCGACGGGACGACCCUCCGCUGUCCAUCGACCUCACCUUUCACCUGCUGCGGACCCUGCUGGAGCUAGCUCGGACACAGAGCCAGCGCGAGCGCGCAGAGCAGAACCGCAUCAUAUUCGAUUCGGUGGGCAAGUGAUCGGCCCCGUAUGGGGUCACGAAAGCCUUGACCCUUUCCCCUACCUACCCCGGGGCUGGAACGCGCACAACUGGAGCUGUCUCAAUCCCGCGGUGCAGCGCUGCCCAGAGUCACCCUGAAUACUCUGGUUAUUUUUUAAUAAAACUGCCCAAG